UCAUAAAAAAUCUUAAAACAAAAAAAAUUUGGAACAAUGAUUGAACCGUACGAGCCAAGUUUGUUAUGGCUGAUCAUCGUUGGAUUUUUGGUUGCAUUUGGAAUGGCCUUUGGCAUCGGAGCAAAUGAUGUGGCAAAUUCAUUUGGAACCAGCGUUGGGUCUAAGGUGCUCACGAUAAGACAGGCUUGUUAUUUGGCUUCUUUCUUCGAGAUCAGUGGAUCUGUUUUAAUCGGUUAUAAAGUGUCGGAUACAAUGAGGAAGGGUAUUUUGGAUUUAUCGAUGUACGAGGAUGCUGAACGAGAGCUGAUGUUGGGUUGUAUUGCAAGUUUGGGUGGCAGUGCCAUUUGUAUGUUAUUAGCAACGUUUUGAGGUUACCCAUUUCUGCUACGCACAGUAUUGUUGGAUCCACUGCUGGUUUCAGUUUGGUUGCAAGAGGCACGAGGGGCCUACACUGGAGCACCCUGUCAUCGAUAGUCGCCUCCUGGUUCAUUUCACCAGCUUUGUCCGGUGCCAUUUCAGUUUGCAUUUAUUAUUUGAUAAGGACGU
Molecule: messenger RNA, 546 nt
Organism: Ctenocephalides felis (cat flea)
Lineage: Eukaryota; Metazoa; Arthropoda; Insecta; Siphonaptera; Pulicidae
Product: sodium-dependent phosphate transporter 1-B-like
Exons: 3
Coding region: 37-369 (110 amino acids)
Biological process (GO): phosphate ion transmembrane transport
Cellular component (GO): membrane
Molecular function (GO): phosphate transmembrane transporter activity
Source: RefSeq, a predicted model, not a curated record